GGGGUCACUGUCACUUGGGGGAAUCACUGUUAGUACCUUCUUUAAUAUCCCUACAUAAGGGCCCUGUAGAAACAAGACAUGGAGACAGUCUGCCCCAGAAAGCUCUGACUUGUCUUUGUAUAUUUCAUGAGAAUCAAGGAUUUAAGCACUUUAAGGGUUGUUAUUUCAUUUGCUGCUUAACGAGGACUGAUUUAUUUUUUUCAUCUUCAGACAAAUUUUGCCUGAGGUGGUGGUGAUAAGAAUAUUACACUUAAUGAAGGCCUACAGGAAAGUAUAGAAUGUCUCUGUAAUACAGCAGUUUAUUGAAGCAAUGGUACAAAAAGGCUUUGGAAAGGGAUUGUAUUUGGUAAAUAAAACCUGAGGGUCCCCUGGGGCCCUAUGGUUCCUCUUAAAGUAGUGGAAUGUUAACCUAAUCUCUUCCCAUUGGCCAGGGAUGUUUGUCCAGAUGUCUAGCUUUUCCAUAAAAGAUAAGUAUUACCAGACUUGACAUGCAUUUGAGAGAGAAGUGCUAGCAAAGAACAUUGAUAGAAAAAUGACACUAACUAUUGAUUUGGUUAUACUAUUUUUAUGCCUUGGAGUUGUAUAUCCUGGCGUGACUGGAAUUUUUAUGGACAAACUUGCCAGCAAAAAGCUCUGUGCUGAUGAGGAGUGUGUUUACACCAUUUCCCUUGCCAGAGCAGAAGAUGAUUACAACGCACCAGACUGCAGGUUCAUUAAUAUUAAAAAAGGGCAGUUGAUUUAUGUUUAUUCAAAACUAGUGAAAGAGAGAGAAGCUGGAGAGUUCUGGGCUGGAAGUGUGUAUGGUGAGCAGUAUGAAGACCAGAUGGGAACAGUUGGCUACUUCCCUAGCAGUUUAGUCUCUGAGCAGUAUGUUUAUCAAGAAGCUAAUAAGACAAUCCCUACAACGGCCAUUGACUUCUUCUGUGAAUAGUACCGGUAUGUGGCUGGGUCAUCACCAGGCGGAUACCAAGAGACUCUGAUGGAUAUAAACCUGAAAACCCAUGGCUGACUACUCCGAAUUCUUUCUUUCUUUCUUGUUUGUAAAAUAAUACGUUUAUUUCUAAAUAAGAAUUUGUUGAAAGGGAGUGAUUGCUGGGGAAAAAAGUUUAAAACCUUAGAUAUAAACCACAUGGCAUAUGCUUUGAAAGUCUUUCUACCUGAAAUUACUUUGUUAUAUUCAUUGGUAAGUUAGCACGCUUUAAACUACUGCAUUGUCAUAUUCAAAGUUAUCUAAUAUUUGAGGUAAGACUUUAAAUAUCUUAUGUUGCAUUUAUUUUCUCACUAUACAAGCACAUUUUAUGUUAUUGAAUAAAAUUACAUUACAAGUGCACAAAGCUGUGUGUGAGACACAAACAAAAGUAAGGAAAUUUACGGUGUAUGGGGAAAAUCAUGUCUACGUCAAUACUAAGUAUUAAAG
This is a messenger RNA of Trachemys scripta elegans, 1417 nucleotides long. RefSeq names its product otoraplin (gene OTOR). The record is from RefSeq and is a predicted model, not a curated record. Lineage: Eukaryota; Metazoa; Chordata; Testudines; Emydidae. Gene Ontology annotation, molecular function: protein binding. The coding region runs from base 533 to 931 and encodes 132 amino acids. The transcript has 4 exons. Gene Ontology annotation, biological process: cartilage condensation.